Pristis pectinata (smalltooth sawfish) is the source of this 2691-nucleotide messenger RNA. Its product is annotated as transcriptional regulator ATRX homolog. Lineage: Eukaryota; Metazoa; Chordata; Chondrichthyes; Rhinopristiformes; Pristidae. The record is from RefSeq and is a predicted model, not a curated record. The transcript has 4 exons. Bases 1 to 594 code for a protein of 197 amino acids.
AUGGAUUUGAUACCUUGGGACUAUAAAUCCUUUUUAUUAUUUUGUGGUAAUUAUAAUCUCUGUUGCAUACAGGAAAGUUCAGUCAAAAGCUUCCGUGAAAACCGUUCCCGUGCAAAUGAAGUUUUGCAAUCUACAAAGUCAUCUUCCAAAGCAUCUGGAGAAAACAUACUUGAUGAUUCGCUAUCCUCUGAUUCUGUUGAUGAACCUGCUGCAGUGAUACUUCCUCAGCAGAAUAGUGUAGCAGACGAAAAUGAAGAGGAAGAUGAACCUGAAGCUUGCUUGAUCACUAACCAGCAAUCCAGAAACCAGCAGCCAAACCUCAUGAAGACAAAGCAGCACCAAAAAAACGUGCCUCUUGGCAAAAAGCCCACCACCACUUCUAAAAAAGAUGAGAAACAGCCUUCCAUCUUUGAUGCUCUUGCCAAAAAAAAGGCUGUUCCAAAAUCUUCUAAGUUGCCUGCUAAAACAAAAAUCAACAUAUCAUCUGAUGAAGACAGUGUUCCAAAGAAAGUGGCGACUGCUAAGGCUAAAAUACCCAAAAGGAAGAAGGUCGUUGACUCAGAUUCGGAAGAUGAAUUGGAACCAUACCUGUAAAAGCCACUGCCAACAAAAAAUCCAAGAUGCUGGAUGAUGACAGUUUCCAUAUUGAUAGUGCUGAAGACUCCAACUUCACUGCUGAUUUGAAUAUAGCACCCAGACUUAAACAAGUCGUGCAAAAAAGCCUGUCCGAUAUCAAGAGGACGAUGAUGAUGAUGAUGAUGAUAUGUUUAAAAUAUCUAGGCCCAUUUAGCACUGCACUGCCAAUCUUGGUUCCAAACUUAGAAUUAAGUCUGAGAUUUUUAUGGUUUGCAAACGGAGCAGUACUUCAGUCACCAGUAUCUUCCUGGGGUUGAGUUGGGGUAGGGUAGAUAAGGCAAAAUUCUUGCUCCUUAUCACUGCUGAGGGGAAAAGGCCCACGUUGUAAAGUUUGGAUUUUAAUAAACUCCUCCACUGUAUUAAAACAAAAAUGACCAAUUGGGUUGUAAAUAGCCAUGAAAUCAUAUUGGCAUGAGUUGAAGGGGAUAAUGAUUGUUGAAAGGAUAUUGGCUAAUUUUAAUUUUGUGUGUUGUAAAUAUUGCUGAUUACUUAUCUCUAAGCUAGUCCUCUUGCAUCUUAUUAAAACGUUCCUUAAAUGUUGUAAAAAUGUUGCUCAUUCUUUCAUUAGAAUUGUACUUUUAGCACAAAAUAAACAUUUGUUUUACUUGGUUCUGUUAAUCUGAAAUACUGCAUGUGGGGAUCAAUUGGAAAUAAAGGAAUAUUAAAGGAUAUGGAACCAGGAUAGGUAGCUUAUUGAUGUAUUUGAUCAGCUGCAUCUAACUGAACGAUGGAAAGGAUCUUGGGAAUGAACUGGCCAUGUCUAUUCCCAUGAUUUUCCUCACUUGAAUUGUCACAACGUGAAGACAACAGUUUUAAUAUUGCUUUGGCUAUUCUGGACACAAGGAGCUGUGCAUGUGCAGGUUUUGUUUUUGGUCCCUGCAGGUUUUGCAUCAAGCCUUGCUGGAAAAGAUGAAUGAAAACACCAGUAAGUGUAGAAUUAUGUAUUGACUAGAUCCAAGUGCAGAAUUAAGUAAUGAUCUCAGUCAAGGUAAGAGCAUGUGAUGCUGUUUCUUUAAGUUUUAACUGCUUUCCAUCUUUCACGUUUGCUGAUGCUAUACACCUUUUUCUCAACUACUAAGUGGUACAGAUUGUUUAAGCUGCUGUCAAAUCUCCAAACUCACUUCAUGUUUGAACAUACACAUUACUGUGCUCCAAGAAGUUAUACACAUGGAAACAGGCCCUUUGGCCCAAUGUGUCUACACCAACCAAGAUUUCCAUCUAAGCUAGUCCCGUUUGACCCAUAUUUCUCCAAACCUUUCUUAUCCAAGUGCCUUUUAAAUGUUAAUAUACCUGCCUCAACCACUUCCUCUGGCAGCUCAUUCCAUAUACAGACCACCCUCUGGGUGAAAAAGUUGCCCAUCAGGUUCCUAUUAAAUCUCUCCCCUUUCACCUUAAACCUGUGCCCUCUAGUUCUUGAUUCCCCAACCCUGAGGGGACUAAACUGCAUCCACCCUAUCUAUGCCCUUCAUGAUUUUAAAUACUUCAUUCUCCUAUGCUCUAAUGAAUAAAGUCCCAGCCUGCUCAACCUUUCUCCAUAACUAAGUCCCUUGUGUCUUGGCAACAUCCUCUUAAAUCUCCUCUGCACACUUUCCAGUUUAUUGGCAUCCUUCCUAUAGCAGGGUGACCUAAAGUGAACACGAUAUUCCAAAUGCAGCCUUAUCAAUGCCUUGUACACAGCUCAACACCUGUGGCAGGACUUGUACAAUAUAACUUCCUAGAAGGCAAGGUCAGGUAGCAUAAUUGGCAACGACCCAUCAUUCCUUGAUCGAGCUCAAUACCUUUUAUGCAGACUUUGAUGGGAGAAACUAUGACACAUCCACAUGAGCCCCCACAUCUCUGGAUGACCCUGUAAUUUAAGUCUCUGAGGCUGACGUCUAGGCAUCCUUCAAGAGGGUGAAUCCACAAAAGGUCUGGUCCAGAUGGAGUGCCUGACUGAGUACUAAAGAUCUGUGCGGACCAACUUUCUUUCUUAACCAAAAUAACCUUUAUUCAUAAUAAAGACAAACUUUUUUUUAUUCCAAAAUAAACUUUAUUCAUCAUAAAAAACAAACUAUA